Molecule: messenger RNA, 606 nt
Organism: Symbiodinium sp. CCMP2592
Lineage: Eukaryota; Dinophyceae; Suessiales; Symbiodiniaceae
Source: the annotation of a GenBank genome assembly
AUGUCCACAUCUCACAAAAGUCCCUCAGGAACGUGGCGCUUCUUCCGCCUCCUCGGCCCGGACCAGGAUGUCGUGGCGGAGAUCAUCAAGCUGAACCAGCCGAGCCCGGUCGGCAGGAAAAGCAGCGGUGGCAAGAAGGCGGCGUCCAAGCCCGUCAUGCUGUUUUCCCGACCGGAGCUGGCGAUCUUGCUGGCCUUCGUCAUGGCGAAAGGCGUGAAGCACGAGUUCACCAUGGAGUUUUUGUGGUCCGACACGUUGCCGCCACUGGACUACGUCGAUCGCCGCGGCUCGCCGAUGUUGGAGUUCUGGCAUGGGACCAACGAAGACGCUCUGAAUGGCAUGCAGCGUCGCAGACUCGAGUGCAAGCUGGUGUGGACGGAGACCGACCACACCGACUACGAGUGCUUGACCCUGCAGCAGGAGGCGAAGAGAAUCAGGAGAGGGAUCCGAGGGAUUAGCGACCAGAUCUCUUGUCUCCAGGAGCGGAAGGCUGACCUGGAAGCGCUCCUGUCGCAAAAGGAACAGGAACAGGGACACAGCGCUCCAGGGCAGUUCCAGAACCUGGAUGUCGUCCAGGAGGAGGACUCCGACUCCGGGGACUGCUGA